Molecule: messenger RNA, 1878 nt
Organism: Periophthalmus magnuspinnatus
Lineage: Eukaryota; Metazoa; Chordata; Actinopteri; Gobiiformes; Gobiidae
Gene: bcs1l
Product: mitochondrial chaperone BCS1
Exons: 8
Coding region: 374-1636 (420 amino acids)
Biological process (GO): protein insertion into mitochondrial inner membrane from matrix; mitochondrial respiratory chain complex III assembly
Cellular component (GO): mitochondrial inner membrane
Molecular function (GO): ATP hydrolysis activity; ATP binding
Source: RefSeq, a predicted model, not a curated record
GGUUCAACACCGGAAGUGGAACAGAGGACGCGUGACUUUUGUGAUUCACUCAGAAUUUUAUUUAGAUAAACUGCAUUUUAAAGCGUUUUUAUUGUCGAAUGACUACGCCACAGCUGAGGAUGGAUUCUCCAACAUUUAUUUUACCAAAUUAAGAAAAAUCGAGCGAAAGGAAGCGUUAUAUUAGCCCAUUUGUGCGCUCUUAUCGCCUGGACACAUUGGAUCAGAUGACAACAUUUACAACUUGUAUCUUUAUUUUACGGACAAAUCAUACAGUGUCACCUGCCCUAUGGGAUAAUGAAAAGGAAAUGUUGUUACACGCAGGGUAAUUCAUUAGAUUAUUAUUAGAUUAUUGUUUAAUUAUCACUGCAGCACCAUGCCUUUGUCAGACUUUCUGGAUGGUCUGAAGGACAAUCCGUACUUUGGAGCUGGAUUCGGGCUGGUGGGAGUGGGCACAGCGCUGGCACUGGCGCGGAAAGGAGCGCAGGUGGGGAUGGUGUUUUUCCGCAGGAAUUACAUGAUCACGUUGGAGGUCCCCAGUCGAGAUAAGAGCUACCACUGGCUCUUGAGCUGGAUCACCAAACACGCGCGUCACACUCAGCACCUCAGCGUAGAGACGUCAUAUCAGGCCCACGAGAGCGGACGGGUGCACACGCAGUUUGACUUCCACCCCAGCCCCGGGAACCACAUCAUCUGGUAUGGGAGGAAGUGGAUCCGAGUGGAGAGGACCAGAGAGAAGCAGAUGGUGGACCUGCACACGGGGACGCCCUGGGAGUCGGUCACCUUCACCGCUUUGGGACGAGAUCGCCAAAUAUUCUUCAACAUCCUCCAAGAAGCUCGGGAGUUGGCCUUGAAGCAGGAGGAGGGCAGGACGGUCAUGUACACGGCGAUGGGAGGAGAGUGGAGGCCUUUCGGGUUCCCUCGUCGCCGCAGACCCCUGAGCUCCGUGGUCCUGGAGAGAGGGGUGACCGACCGCAUCGUACAAGACGUCAAAGACUUUAUAGGCAACCCACGAUGGUACACAGACAGAGGGAUCCCGUACAGAAGAGGCUACCUCCUGUACGGCCCUCCUGGCUGUGGGAAGAGCAGUUUCAUCACAGCUCUGGCGGGUGAGCUCGGAUACAGCAUUUGCCUGAUGAGUUUGAGUGACAGGACCCUCUCGGACGACAGACUCAACCAUCUCCUGAGCGUAGCCCCACAACAAAGUAUAAUCCUGUUGGAGGACGUGGACGCAGCAUUUGUGAGCAGAGAACUACUGCCUUCAGAGAACCCUUUGGCGUUCCAGGGCAUGGGCCGGCUCACGUUCAGUGGUCUGUUAAACUCUUUGGACGGAGUAGCUUCAUCUGAGGCACGGAUCGUCUUCAUGACCACCAACUACAUCGAACGCUUGGACGCGGCGCUGAUCCGGCCCGGUCGCGUGGAUUUAAAGCAGUACAUCGGCCACUGCUCGCACUACCAGCUGGCCCAGAUGUUCGGACGCUUCUACCCGGAGACGCCUCACUCUGACGGGGACAGGUUUGCGCAGGACGCCCUCAGUGUCCACCCGGAGAUCAGCGCCGCGCAAGUCCAAGGACACUUUCUGCUGCAUAAAACCGACCCACAGGGGGCGAUAAACAAUGUGAGGGAAAUCAAGGAGUGAACGGAGCAGAUGGAGAGCAAUUUAAUAAAAAAAUAUGAAUGGUAAAAUGAAUCUGUGCGUUUAGUUUAUGGGAAAAAAAUUAGAAAACUAUUUGUAUUUUGUUUGUCUUACUAUUUGUACUAUUUAUUGUAUUCUCACACGAGCAGUCUGUGGUAAAAGCUGCCAAAUACUAUUGAGACUGUACGAUAUAAUAUUCAUUUUACACAUUUCACAGGUAAAAUCACUAAUACAGAAUUUACACA